UAGGGUUGUAUCAGCGCGAGGGGACGAUUACCAUUCGCAAAACCACGUUUUGCUUAAGUUAGUAAUACUGUAACCGUUAAUUGAGUGUUCAUUGAUUGUCUGUCGCUACCUUGAUGCAAUCUGUUAUUCUUUCAGGCCUACCGCUGAUUAAAUAGUGUAGCUGCUCCUGCACCGCUUAACUGUCUUGACUGUUGGUUUUCUUUCUCCCCUGGUGAUUCCAUUUUACCAGCAGUAUAAUUAGCAUCAUCUCCUCCUCUUUGGAGUGAUCUCAUCCUUGUUCUCUUCCAAGUAUCUUUAAUGCACCUAAUACUUCAGAGUUUUUAAGUGGCUGGAGACAAGAACUUAAGCAGGGGAUGCAUUUGAACUCGGUUCAAGAGCUGUUGUCUGCUUGGAUUUAGGGUUUAAAUUUCCCCAGAAAUUGCUUCAUUUGUCAGAGGUUCUUUGUUGCUUGAAGGUUCAAUUAUGGAAGCAAAUGGUGUUUUAUGGGAAUGGAGAGAGGGAAGGAAACCCAAGGCGCUGUUGGGGGUAAGUGGUCCGUAGCAGCGAGACUGCACCGAGCGCUGCUCCUCUUCUGUCUCCAACGUGUGACCCAACGUGUCCAGAGUAACCGCGGCUUUUCCCAAAGGACGGGACUCGUGGCAUAACGCGGUGUGGUUUUGCGUAUUCAAGUGUUUCUUCUCCACCAGACUUUGCAGGAAAUGGUGAAGAUUUGCAGUGGGCUUUCCUGAAAGCAUGGGCUGGUCUUUAACGUCUUUUUGCCGUGUUUGGUGGACUCGAGCGCCUUGGAAAGAUUAAUUAACCCUAGAGUUAUGUCAUGCCCAGACCACCAAAGGGCUCCAUGAGGAUUUAUAGAAGAUGCCCCGUGUCUUGGCGCCUCUGGUGCUCGUUCUGCUGUGGCUGAUGAAGAUCGCAGCCAGCCCCCAUUCCCUGAGGAUCGCCGCCAUCCUGGAUGACCCCAUGGAGUGCAGCAGAGGGGAGAGACUCUCCAUCACCCUGGCCAAGAACCGCAUCAACCGUGCGCCCGAGCGGGCGGGCAAAGCCAAAGUGGAGGUGGACAUCUUCGAGCUGCUGCGGGACAGCGAGUAUGAGACGGCAGAAACCAUGUGCCAGAUUCUCCCCAAAGGAGUGGUGGGUGUCCUGGGACCUUCCUCAAGCCCAGCCUCCAGCUCCAUUAUCAGCAAUAUCUGCGGGGAGAAAGAGGUUCCUCACUUCAAAGUGGCACCAGAGGAGUUCCUGAAGCUGCAGCUCCAGCGAUUCACCACCCUCAACCUCCACCCCAGCAACACCGAUAUCAGCGUGGCCGUGGCAGGAAUCCUCAAGUUCUUUAACUGCACCACCGCCUGCCUCAUCUGUGCCAAAGCUGAAUGCCUUUUAAACCUAGAGAAGUUGCUUCGGCAGUUCCUCAUCUCCAAGGACACGCUCUCGGUUCGGAUGCUGGAUGACAGCCGGGAUCCCACCCCUCUCCUAAAAGAGAUCCGAGACGACAAAACAGCUACCAUCAUUGUACAUGCCAACGCCUCCAUGUCCCACACCAUUUUGCAGAAGGCAGCUGAACUGGGAAUGGCGUCUGCCUAUUACACGUAUAUCUUCACUAAUCUGGAGUUUUCCCUGCAGCGCCUGGACAGCCGGAUGGACGACCGAGUCAACAUCCUGGGCUUUUCCAUUUUCAACCAGUCUCACGCUUUCUUUCAAGAGCUCGUCCAGAGCCUCAACCAGUCCUGGCAGGAGAACUGCGAUCACGCUCCUUUUACCGGGCCAGCGCUCUCCUCCGCCCUGCUGUUCGAUGCCGUGUAUGCCGUGGUGACCGCCGUGCAGGAGCUGAACCGGAGCCAGGAGAUCGGGGUGAAGCCGCUGUCCUGUGGGUCUGCCCAGAUCUGGCAGCACGGCACCAGCCUGAUGAACUACCUGAGAAUGGUAGAAUUGGAAGGUCUCACCGGCCACAUCGAGUUCAACAGCAAAGGUCAGCGAUCCAACUACGCCCUGAAGAUCCUGCAGCACACGCGCAGCGGCUUCCGACAGAUCGGCCACUGGCACGUUUCUGAAGGACUCAGCAUGGACAACAGGAUCUUCUCCUCCAACAUAUCAGACAGUCUGUUCAACACCACCCUCAUUGUCACCACCAUCCUGGAAAACCCUUACUUAAUGCUGAAGUGGAACCAUCAGGAGCUGGAGGGCAACGACCGCUACGAGGGCUUCUGCGUGGACAUGCUGAAGGAGCUGGCCGAGAUCCUGCGUUUCAACUAUAAGAUCCACCUCGUUGGCGAUGGUGUGUACGGAGUCCCCGAGGCGAAUGGCACAUGGACAGGGAUGGUCGGGGAGCUGAUUGCUCGGAAAGCCGAUCUGGCCGUGGCGGGGCUGACAAUUACAGCGGAGCGAGAGAAGGUGAUUGAUUUCUCUAAGCCGUUCAUGACUUUGGGAAUUAGCAUUCUCUACCGAGUUCAUAUGGGCCGCAAACCCGGCUACUUCUCGUUCCUGGAUCCCUUUUCCCCCGGGGUUUGGCUCUUCAUGCUGCUCGCCUACCUGGCCGUCAGCUGUGUCCUCUUCUUGGUGGCUCGAUUGACGCCGUACGAGUGGUACAGCCCCCACCCCUGCUCGCAAGGCCGGUGCAAUCUCCUGGUGAAUCAAUACUCUCUCGGCAACAGCUUGUGGUUUCCAGUCGGGGGGUUCAUGCAGCAGGGCUCCACCAUCGCCCCCCAAGCCUUGUCCACGCGCUGCGUCAGCGGCGUCUGGUGGGCGUUCACCUUGAUCAUCAUCUCCUCCUACACGGCCAACCUGGCUGCCUUCCUCACCGUGCAGCGCAUGGAUGUCCCCAUCGAAUCCGUAGAUGACCUGGCUGACCAGACAGCCAUCGAGUACGGCACCAUUCAUGGCGGCUCCAGCAUGACCUUCUUCCAAAACUCGCGCUACCAGACGUACCAGCGGAUGUGGAACUACAUGUACUCCAAGCAGCCCAGUGUCUUUGUGAAGAGCACGGAGGAAGGGAUCGCGCGCGUGCUGAACUCCAAUUACGCCUUCCUGCUGGAGUCCACCAUGAACGAGUAUUAUCGUCAGCGCAAUUGCAACCUCACGCAGGUCGGGGGCCUUCUGGACACCAAGGGCUACGGGAUUGGCAUGCCCGUCGGCUCUGUGUUCCGUGACGACUUUGACCUGGCCAUUCUGCAGCUGCAAGAGAACAACCGCCUGGAAAUCCUGAAGCGAAAGUGGUGGGAAGGAGGCAAGUGCCCCAAAGAGGAGGACCACAGAGCCAAAGGCCUGGGAAUGGAGAAUAUUGGUGGAAUCUUCGUGGUUCUCAUCUGUGGCUUAAUUGUAGCAAUUUUUAUGGCAAUGCUGGAGUUUUUAUGGAGCCUUCGGCACUCUGAACAGUCAGAGGUGUCGGUGUGCCAAGAAAUGGUGACGGAGCUGCGCAACAUCAUCCUCUGCAAGGACAGUUUCCACCCUCGGCGGAGGCGAGGGGGGAUGAUACGGACUCGCCCCGUUAUCCCGGAGGAACGCCGAGCCCGCAGCACAACCACGCUCAGCAACGGGAAGCUGUGCAGUGGCGGGGAGCCAGAUCCGCUGGCACAAAGACUGGCGCAAGAAGCCGCCCUGGUCGCCCGAGGGUGCACGCACAUCCGAGUGUGCCCCGAGUGCCGCAGGUUUCAGGGGCUCCGGGCACGUCCGUCCACGGGCUCACCCGCGCAGAGCGAAGAGAGCCUGGAGUGGGAGAAAACCACCAACAGCAGCGAGCCCGAGUAACGCUGGGGCGGGAGGGGCGCCGGGGUGGGCCGAGAGGGUCCUGUUCCAUUUUACAGAACACGGACUUGUACAAUAUCAACUCGUUUUUUAAAUUAAAAGCAGUUACCCAGCUUCUCCAGAGCAAGGUGGACCUGUGGGCUGAGGCGCAGACCUGGCUUUGGUUUCGGUGUCCCAGGGGACGCGCAUCUUGCCGAAACCCCAAGCAGGAGCGAGUUCGUCCGGCUGACCUGUCUCCUAGAAUUGUCCCCGUGCCACCGCGCAGCUCUGGGACGGGAUGGAGGGACCUGGUGCGUAACUGGUGUAGCAGAUGCAGCCCACCCAGGGGCAAGAACGGCUCGUGGAACUUCACCGCAGGCCAGGAGAAAGGACAUAGACUUACCGAGGGAUGUUCUCCAAGGGCGGGGGGGAGGGCCUUCUUAUUUGGUGUGGAAAAGGGAUGGGAAGGGAAGAGUCAUUAUUUUGUUUGGGUUUAUUUUGGGUACGUCAGGACCUAGUCUCCAAGGCACCAGGUUUCAGGUGCUGAACUCUUCUUCCUUUUUGGAACGUGGCAGGUGGACCGAGGGAGGGAAGGAGGGAUGGGACACACUCCCUGUGAGAAGCAGCAUUUGCUGAAAAGUCUGUUUGAGGAGUUGUUAAAAUAAAUAUAUAUAAAUAUAUAUAUAUACAAACUUAUAUAUAUAUAUAUAUUACAAUGCCAAAAACGAACCAACCAACACAGUGAACUCAAAGAGGCCUUGAAACGCCUGGAAUUUCAGGGGUUCUGUGUCUUUUGUUUAGUUCUGGGGUUAUUUUUAUUUUCUUUUCUGGUUUUGGGGUGCGGGUGGGGGAACCUUUUGAGGCAGGUGAGGUGGGAGCUGCCCUGUCCCACCAAAGCGUCCGCGGCCCGCGCUCUGCACGUCCCCAAACAAGCGACUCUGAGCUCUGUGGCCCAUGGAGCGUCAUCAGACUCAAGGGUGACUUGCAGCCCAUUUCUAGCAGCGACCAUGAAGGAAACCAUUAGCCUGGGAUCUGGUGUGAGGAAAACAGUGACUUCCCUAGCAACAGCAGCAGCUCACCCUCUGCUUGGUACAGACGUGGGUUUUACACGGAUGGGUUUAAUUUUCUGAUAGAAAAAAACACAAAUUCUAUGCAAUUUCUGGUUGUAAAAAGAAAGAGACGGCGAUGGAGAGGGGCAGGGGAGAUAAAGCCUUGAGUGAAGGUACAUCCUGUUCUUGAAUUGUUUUCUUUUCUUUUUGUCUUGAAUGUACUGAAAUAAAAGAUGUCCUUGUAUAA
Messenger RNA from Columba livia (rock pigeon), 5007 nucleotides. RefSeq names its product glutamate ionotropic receptor kainate type subunit 4 (gene GRIK4). Gene Ontology annotation, cellular component: presynaptic membrane; plasma membrane; kainate selective glutamate receptor complex. Gene Ontology annotation, molecular function: transmitter-gated monoatomic ion channel activity involved in regulation of postsynaptic membrane potential; kainate selective glutamate receptor activity. The record is from RefSeq and is a predicted model, not a curated record. The transcript has 20 exons. Bases 856 to 3735 code for a protein of 959 amino acids. NCBI's taxonomy places the organism in Eukaryota, Metazoa, Chordata, Aves, Columbiformes, Columbidae. Gene Ontology annotation, biological process: modulation of chemical synaptic transmission; monoatomic ion transport; synaptic transmission, glutamatergic.